CACAAGCAGCAAGCAGCACAAAUCAACCUGCUUUCAAACGUUUUGCUGCGCCAAGGUCUAAUUGAAAAUGCUGAAAUCGUGGAGUGAUAUCGAGUCUAUAGAUGGCUUAAAGCUAUUUCUUUCGUCUUGCCAAGAUGCGGAGAACGCAUCACAGGACUUCACAGUUUUGGAGCAAUAUUUCUACAGUUUGCAGCCGACUGAUCAGACACUAUUCCUCGAUGUUUUGAUUCCUAAAAUCAUAGACCUGGCGAAGAAACUCGAGGAGACUCCGUUUUCUGGCAGACUUGUUGCGGGUCAACAAGCGCAAAUGGAGUUUAGCAAAGAAAAAAUCUCGCAAAUAUUAGCCAACGCUUUCUGCGGCAGAUUCCGCGGCCUUGCAUCCAACGUAAAUUUUGAUCGGCUCUUCGCUCAUGGCCAUAGAGAUGCUACAAAAAUUGAAAAGCUGAAGUGUCUGAUUCAUUACUUUAAGAUAGUCACUGCAACAAAAUCCGGCGUCAGCUCAAUGUCAGAAAAAGUAACUUUCGAAAGAGUUGUCACAAGAGAAGCACCAAAGUGGCAUUCGUCUCGUGCUUACCUCACUGAAUUUGCCAUAAACACAAAGGACAGCAUGUUUGAUUGUCCAGAAUACAUGGCUGAAGUGGAUUUUGCAAACAAGAGGAUUGGUGGUGGCGUUUUGGGCAACGGCUGCGUUCAAGAGGAGAUAAAGUUCAUCACAUGUCCAGAGCUGAUCGUGGCGAAAGCCUUCUGCGACGACCUGAGGAUUAACGAGGCCCUAAUCAUGACGGGCGCGACGCCCUUUUCCGCCUUCACCGGCUACGCGAGCACCUUCAAGCACGCCGGGGGCGCCAGGAAGCCGGAAGAGUCCAAAGUGGUCGUCGCUAUUGACGCGAUGGACUUCUCCAGGAUUGAACCUAAGAUGCAGUUUAGGAAGGAGUGCAUUGACAGGGAACUGCUCAAGGCGUACACCGGCUUUGUGCACUGCCCGAAAAACUGGAUUGCCACUGGAAACUGGGGCUGCGGAGCUUUCAGGGGAAAUCCGGAGUUAAAAAUGAAAAUUCAAUGGAUUGCUGCUUCAAUGGCGAAUAAGAAGCUGUGCUACUUCAGCUACAAUGAUUCAAACCUGAAGGAGACCUUUGAAAAGGUCCAGCAUACAUUUUCUGGGAUGAGGAUCGGCGAGGCUUACAACUUGCUGCUAUCCAAUGAUUCAAGCAUAGUUAAACGUCUCACGAAAUUGAUAUUUUGGGCAUUCGUCGCUUUUUCCGUGGCCACCCACAUGUGCCGCAGUUUUUGGCUUGGAGGAAGCAGCGCCAAUCAGCCUUCUCUUGUGCGUACCGGCGUGUCACUUGCUUUUUUUCUUUGUAGAUUGCCGUGGAAGAUCACCUGCGUUGUGCUGAGGCGAAUUAUGAAGUGCAAAAUAGUCAUGCUUAUCUGCCCCAAGUGGGUUCAACUGCAAAUAAAAAACAUAAUUGUCUCACGUCAAGUCAGCCAAACAACCAGCGGAAACGACUUGAUCCCUAUUUAUCAUCGAAUGAACACCAGAUAAAGAAACUAAACAAGGGAAAAGUACCAAAAUAAUUGACGUUUAUUGAGUUAGGACUUUACACCAAUAAUCUUUACUUCUCUUUUGCACAUGAGGAAAUGCUAAAAACAAUGCUAUUAAAUUAUUGGGAUUA
Cloeon dipterum is the source of this 1673-nucleotide messenger RNA. RefSeq lists its product as uncharacterized. Lineage: Eukaryota; Metazoa; Arthropoda; Insecta; Ephemeroptera; Baetidae. The record is from RefSeq and is a predicted model, not a curated record. Bases 68 to 1543 code for a protein of 491 amino acids. Gene Ontology annotation, cellular component: cytoplasm; nucleus. Gene Ontology annotation, molecular function: poly(ADP-ribose) glycohydrolase activity. The transcript is spliced from 11 exons. Gene Ontology annotation, biological process: ATP generation from poly-ADP-D-ribose; regulation of DNA repair; nucleotide-sugar metabolic process.